AUGCAGGCAGUAACAGUUUUUUUCGGUACCUUGAGUUUCCUGUUCUUACUAACAUCAACCAUACUCAUGAUCGCAUCCAAUUGUGCCGUUCCAACUUCGGAUGAGAUAUACUUCAUGAGGACGACCAUGUCCGCUGCGCUGAGUCGCGAAAUACUAGGUCUAAUUCCACCAAGCGUCGCCGUCUUCGACCGCAUCACGGUCAGGAUUGGGUUACUGGGAUAUUGUAUCAAUGACACAUGCACGCAAUACCACCUUGGAUAUCGGCUCCCGGCUCUACUGAUGGGCGGUCCUAUAGGAAUAGAUUUCCUAAGCAGAGCAACCACGACCGCCCUGGUAAUCAAUCCGAUAUUCACUGCGUUCAGUGCCGCCUGUCUGCUCGCCUUCCUCAUCUCGAUUUUCCUGAAGAAGCCAGCGAUCGUUUUUGCGCUAAUGACCCUCAACACGAUCAUUGGCAUAGUCUGUCUGAUAAUCGAUUUCGCAAUUUUCGUCAGAGCUUAUUGGCUCAUCAGGUAUUCGCAGAGCGGGAUCAUUGGAUUGGUCGGCGUCGAAUACGGAAGCGCUCUAUGGCUCAUGCUUGCCGCUGUUAUUCUCACUCUAUUCUCAACACUAUUCUUCGCUUGCACACUGCAUCGAGGCGACAGUUCUCGAUCAAACAAAGGCAAAAGAGUCAUUGGACACCACAAUGGACCAUAA
This is a messenger RNA of Puccinia triticina, 693 nucleotides long. RefSeq lists its product as uncharacterized. The record is from RefSeq and is a predicted model, not a curated record. Gene Ontology annotation, cellular component: cell division site; plasma membrane; growing cell tip. NCBI's taxonomy places the organism in Eukaryota, Fungi, Basidiomycota, Pucciniomycetes, Pucciniales, Pucciniaceae. The transcript is spliced from 3 exons. Bases 1 to 693 code for a protein of 230 amino acids.